AUGCCUCUCUAUAACGAGCUUCCUGAAGGUCUCAUAGACUUCGACAUCAUCAUCGCUGGAGGUGGAACAGCAGGGUGCGUCGUCGCUGGCAGACUUACUACAGCAGAUCCAAAUUUGGAGAUACUCGUUAUCGAAGGAGGCCCAAACAACUUCCAUGAUCCCAGAAUUGUGAAUCCAGGGGUUGCACUCCACAACAUCUUCCCCGGCAGCACAACGGCAAGGUUCUGGCAAGGGGAGAAGUCCGAGCAUCUGGCUGGCAGAGCGCCCGUAGUUCAGAGUGGUGGUAUUUUGGGCGGAGGUUCAUCUAUCAAUUACAUGAUGUAG
Molecule: messenger RNA, 324 nt
Organism: Cadophora gregata
Lineage: Eukaryota; Fungi; Ascomycota; Leotiomycetes; Helotiales; Ploettnerulaceae
Exons: 2
Coding region: 1-324 (107 amino acids)
Molecular function (GO): oxidoreductase activity; flavin adenine dinucleotide binding
Source: RefSeq, a predicted model, not a curated record